UGUUUAUUCAAGUGGAAAAGUUCUCUUUGAAUAUUGCGGAUGUGGCAUGAUUUUUCCUAAAUUUUCGAAUGAAGUUGUUGCCAGCAGAAAAGAACAAACUAUCAUAAAAGAGGAAUCUCAAAACACAUCAAAUCUGGUGAAGGACUUGAAAUCCAUGUAUGAAGAUGCCAUCUGCAGCAACGCGGUGCUCCAUACUUCGACUGGUACGUUUCCAGUUCACAAGGGCAUUUUAAGCGCCAGGUCUCCAGUGUUCAGGAGCAUGUUUAGCAGUGACAUGAAAGAGAAUAACAGCGGAUAUGUCGAUAUCGACGAUUUCGAGGAUGACACCAUACACCGAAUGCUGCUGUACAUGUACACUGAUUCAUUGGAAGAUCUGCGGUUUGAAAAUGCACCCAAUUUGUACAGGAUUGCAGAUAAGUAUCAAAUUCUCUCCCUAAGAAAUGAAUGUUCUUCUUUCCUGAAAGAUAGUUUGUGCCGAUCAAAUGCGUGUAAUGUUUUAGUUUUUGCUGAUCUACACAACGAUGAUGACCUAAAAACAGCUGCGCAGGGUUAUAUAAUGGUACAGAGAAAAGAAUUUUUUGGUUCUGAAGAAUGGAGGCAAUUCAUGAGAACUCAUACUGAUAUUGCUGCUGAUAUUAUGUGUAGAAAGAUUUGUGAACAGUAAAGAUGCACCCACAUGAGAUGACUGGCAAAAAAACUUUUGGAACUGGAAAAGUGAGAACAACAACAGACUGGCUACUCCAAACCGCCAGAAGACACGCAGAAAAAUCUGAAUGACCUGACCGCUGUCGCAACAAUACU
Molecule: messenger RNA, 801 nt
Organism: Argiope bruennichi
Lineage: Eukaryota; Metazoa; Arthropoda; Arachnida; Araneae; Araneidae
Product: speckle-type POZ protein B-like
Exons: 2
Coding region: 47-664 (205 amino acids)
Biological process (GO): regulation of proteolysis; proteasome-mediated ubiquitin-dependent protein catabolic process
Cellular component (GO): cytoplasm
Molecular function (GO): ubiquitin protein ligase binding
Source: RefSeq, a predicted model, not a curated record